Messenger RNA from Centropristis striata (black sea bass), 1424 nucleotides. RefSeq names its product exopolyphosphatase PRUNE1-like. Lineage: Eukaryota; Metazoa; Chordata; Actinopteri; Perciformes; Serranidae. The transcript is spliced from 8 exons. Bases 88 to 1374 code for a protein of 428 amino acids. Gene Ontology annotation, molecular function: exopolyphosphatase activity. Gene Ontology annotation, cellular component: cytoplasm. The record is from RefSeq and is a predicted model, not a curated record.
UGACGGUGUGUUCCUGUCUCAGAUCAGUCAGCUGAGUCUCUGACUGUCUGAGGGUCUCAGAGGAAAACAAACAAACAAACAAACAGCAUGGAGGACUUCCUGGAGUCGAGCAGCGCUGCAGCAAAGACCCGUUUCCACGGCAGCCAGAGAGUCCAUGUCGUCAUGGGCAACGAGUCAUGUGACCUGGACUCCAUCGUGUCGUCUCUGGCGAUGGCCUACUUCCUGUCCAGGUCUUCGUCUGGUCUUCGCGGUGCUUCUCUGGUUCUUCCGGUUCUGAACGUUCCUCGCUCGCUGUUCCCGCUGCGCCGCGACGCCGUCCUGCUGCUGACGGAGUCCGGCGUCGCCACGGAGACGCUGGUGUUCAGGGACGAGGUGGACCUGCACCGUCUCCACGGCGACGGGAGGCUGGCGCUGACGCUGGUGGACGCCCAGAGCGGGGACGCCGUCCUGCAGGCGGCGGCGGUGGACGUCAUCGACCACGUGGAGACGGUGGCAUCCUGCGUUACCCUGGUAACGGAGCGGAUUCUGUCCAGAGCGCCGGAGAUCCUGGACAGACAGCUCGCCCUGCUGCUGUACGGUGUGAUGGUGGACAGUGUGGGUAGGACGGUCAGGGACAGACAGGUGAUCCGGCUGCUGCAGACUCAGUUUCCUGACCUGCCACCGGAGGGCGCUCUGCACGCCGCGCUGCACGCUGCCAAGUUUGACCUGUCAGGUCUCUCCACAGAGCAGAUCCUGCUGCAGGACUUGGUGUCGGUGGCUGUCGGAGGCGAGACGAGAAUCGCUGUCAGCAACGUUUACAUGAGCCUCAACGAGUUUCUCCUCCGGACGAGUCUGCAGCAGGAGCUCAGCGCCGCCUGUCAAUCACACAGGCUGGACGCCGUGGUCGCCAUGACAACCUCCUUCAGCGACCAAUCAGAGGAGCCCGUGAGGCAGCUGGCGGUCUACAGCUCCCGCCCCCAGCACCGACUCCAGAUAAGCCACGCCCUCCUGACCAGCCGGAGCCCCGCCCUCUGCUUCUCCUCUAUCAGCUGCCCAUAUAAGGACAUCCUGGCCUUUGACCUGACCAACGCUGGAGCCUCCCGCCGCCGGCUGCUCCUCCUCCUCUCACGCCUCCUCUCUGACGACACCAUCACCUCCUCCUCCUCCUCCGUCCUCCACCACCGCCGCCGGCUGCAGCUGGGCGCCGACGGCUACGGGAGCCUGGAGGAGGAGGAGGAGGAGUCGUGGCGCCGGGCGCCGCCACCACCACCGAUGAACAGUCUGGUGGACGGAUCUCCUCUGGAAGGAGGAUUCAACCAGGAGGCGCUGCUGGAGAAGUUCAGCAGGAUGGGAGGAGGAGAGGAGGAGGAGCAGAGGGGGAGGAGGGGGCUGUAGAGGAGGAGGAGGAGCAGGAGGAGGAGCAGGGGAGGAGACUGUAGAGGAGG